AAGAUGGUGGUCGAUUUUAUUGUUUCGGUCGAUUUUCACUAAAUAAUUGGUACUUUUAUCUAAAUCUAGGUGUCUUGUGGUAAAACGCAUGAUACUAGUCGAAAGAACAUAAUUCACUCCAUCUAGAAUACCCUAGUUGGUUCUGACUAUUGAGAGCUACAACCGCUUGAAAUAAUAAAUGAAAAACUGAGAAAUGCCAAUACCAAAGAAGGAUCCUCCUCUGGUGAAUGGUAUAUCUCCAAAGGAGGGCCCGCCAGGAACAAGGGUCACAAUCAGAGGAGAAAAUUUAGGGUUUGAACCAAAAGAUUUAAUUGGUCUGAGAAUUUGUGGUGUGGACUGUCUACUCUCUGCAGAAUGGAAAACCUCAUCGAAGAUAGUUGCCAGGACUGGCCCAGGCAAGGGGACAGGAGAUGUAAUUGUAGUGACCAUGUCAGGGGGUAUUGGUACCUGUCUGGUCGGAUUCAGGGGAUAUUUUGUACAAACAGGUCCUUUACAAGAGUCUGCUGUCUGGAUAGAUGAGUCGGCUACUGUGCAUCCUUCAUUGAAUAAGAACAGACCGUCAUCUCCAAUCCUGAAGACACAGGAGGACCCCCUUGGCAUAUCAGAUGAGGGAAAUCAGGGGAAGUAUGGAGAGGAGGACCUGCUGGACUUGUUCCCUGAAGGAUCUGGCAAUGUUACCCUGGAGAACUUCGAUCCUGCUUGGUUUUUGCUGGAAAAUCAUCAUGCCACAAGGUUCCAGAAUCUCAAGGAUGGCCUGGCCUUUCUGCGAUUGAAGUCGGCGGAGAGAUCGGAGGGGCCUUUAUCUUUUGUGAAAGCUAACCUAACCACAUUUCUCGAAUGUCAGGAGUCAUUAGAAGGAAUGCAUCAGAAGCUGCUGGAAGAUGAAACAAGUCAGAAAGGUGCAUCAUUGACAGAUCAGCUAGACCGUGUCCUACAAGAGAGUGACAACUGUGCUAACGCCCUCUUCAUGGAUGUCCUGGGGAGGAAGGACCGAGCAGACGCCACGAGGAACGCACUGAGCGUGCUCAGCAGAUUCAAGUUCCUGUUUAACUUGCCAUGUAACAUCGAAAGAAACAUUAAAAAGGGUGACUAUGAUCUAGUCAUCAAUGAUUACGCACGAGCAAAGUCACUGUUUGGGAGUACUGAGGUCCAGGUCUUCAGGAAAGUGUACACGGAAGUUGAACAGAGGAUCUCGGCAUUCCGUGGCACGCUCCACAAGAAGCUGCUGCAGCUUCCAUCCACUUUGGAUGAACAGAAAAAGUUAAUCAGGUACCUUGUUAACCUGGAGCUACAGGGCGACCCAGCCUGGGAGUGUCUAGUCAACCAACAGAAAUGGCUCAUCACCUUGAUGAGUAACUGUAAGGAUGAGCAUUUGGCUGCAGUUGCAGAAUCAGCUAGUCAUGACGGCCAGCUCAACUCAGACAAUGAGAUCUACCGAAGUGAAUACCAUAACUCGCCAUCUGUCAGUGUCAGCCCACCGCCUGGCAGUUAUCACACCCUUCCUAAAUCAGUCAUGCGUCGUAUUGGUAUUACCCGGACUUCCGAGAGUGAUUCAGCAGACACUAAUGGUGCCACCAACCAGACGAAUGCGCAGAGUGUCAAACAUCCCCAGAAGGUUCAGUUUGUGGAGGAGCUGACAGCCAUUCUCACAGACAGCCUACCAGACCUGUGGAGGCUUGGACAGGCUUACUUUGCUGGCCAACUAUUCAUUAAAGAGUCCGGAGAAAAAGCCAUGACAAUCAACACAUCAAAACAUGCCCAGUUCAAGACCAUGAUAUCAGAAGUGAUCAACUUAUUCUCCAACCUGCUGAGAGCUGCUUUUCUCCCAGACACACUUGAAAGUUUAGAGAGAAAGGAACGUAAGAACUAUGGUCACUGGCCUGAUCCCAGGAUAGACAUUCCAGGAGCUUGGUUACCACACUGCGUUAGAUAUGUCAGAUCUUGUGUGAUGUCGCUGGCUACUGUUGAUGUGAUGGGAGACUGUGUUGAGCUUCUUCAAGAGCUCGCCUUUGAUAUGAGGACACACUGCAUGUCAACACUACUCAAACAGGCAGUGGAUGACAUUCACAAUCUACACACAAGAGAAACCUGGGUGGUCGAGGUCAGUGAUGAAUAUGGGGGCACAACUCAAUUGCCGAUCUUGUUCGAGAAUGUUAUCAAUGAGACCAUCCAGCAUCUCCACGAGGUAGUGAUGAAGAUCAAACAAGGCGAGACAGAGAUCUUCAGCCUUCGUCUUGUGCAGAAAGAAGCCAACUCGCUGGUCAUCCAACUGCUCCAGGCAUUCCAGUUGUGUCUAGAGGAUUUGGCAUUCCAUGGCAUCGCAGCACCAAAACAUUCAAAAAGGAAGGGUAAAUCAUCUCCUGGGGGUGUUAAGGAUGCAAAGGGUGAUUCGAUCCCACCCCUGGACCGUCGACUCAUCAUCAUGCUCAGCAACACCAACAACACCAUAGAACGAGUUAUACCGAGACUUAUAGAGAACUUUGAAAAGCAUGGCUACCCAGAGACGAACAAAGCCUUAUCGUCCGCCCAAUUGGCAUAUCAAAAACUGGAUGACAAACUAUUUGAUGCAUAUGUAGAGGAGAAGGCAAACCCUAUCAUCGGUGUCCUUGAACCGAACAUGUAUGCUGGGAAGUUUGACUGGAAAAACUGUUCAAAACCAACAGGCGUACGUAACUACAUCAAAGAAGCUCUGAUGGGACUGAUAGCAGUUCAUGCCGAGGUCGUCUCCAUCUCGCCAGCCUUCGUGACUCGGGUCAUGCACAAGGUCAUCGAGUCCGUCGCUGAUGAGCUUGCCAGGUUGUUCCAGUGUGUGACGGCCUUUAGUAAUUACGGUGCUGUCCAGGCUCGACUGGAGUUAUACUCGCUACAAGAUGCCGUGGAUAUCUACAUCACUGACAAAUCCAGGAGUUCAUUCCAAGAUGCACUGGAGUGUGUUCAGGAGGUCACCAUAGCUGACGAUAGAAAGUUGCUGGAGGAACUCUUGAACAGCUACAAGGCAAAGAUGCGCUUCCAUCUGCUGUCUCUGAGAAUAGAACCAAAAGAGGGUGCAUCAGAGGCAUGAUCAAAAAACUAUGACUUUGUUUUCGAAUUGGAUGUUCAAGGUGCUGUGCCCUUUAAGACUGAUGUGCAAUAUUCUGGAGUUUCCUUGUUGCAGACAGCAGGGAUAGGUGAUAAGAUUGAUAAAGUCGCACUUCUAUGACUAGUGUAGCUAGAGGAUUUAACUAUUGACUUCAUACUGUAUAAAUAGCGAUAAGUUGCCACUGCAUAUCCGGGGUCCUGUCAGCUUCAUUUUGCAAUAGUUAUCUCAAUUUUUUUUGAAAUGGCUUGCAACUGAACUCCUUGUAUCUAAAUAUUGGAGAAAUGAAUAUGUGGGAUUCCCAAGCGAUGUUUCGUCUUGUUAUAAAUGGCUUUGCUUAUAGGGCCUAAUGUACUAUGUCUGUACAUGUAUAUGUACCAUGUGGUUCUAUGUUUUGUGACAAUACAUAUAUCCGAAAUA
Lineus longissimus is the source of this 3496-nucleotide messenger RNA. RefSeq names its product exocyst complex component 2-like. Gene Ontology annotation, cellular component: exocyst. Gene Ontology annotation, biological process: Golgi to plasma membrane transport; exocytosis. The coding region runs from base 194 to 3061 and encodes 955 amino acids. The transcript is spliced from 23 exons. NCBI's taxonomy places the organism in Eukaryota, Metazoa, Nemertea, Pilidiophora, Heteronemertea, Lineidae. The record is from RefSeq and is a predicted model, not a curated record.